Messenger RNA from Somion occarium, 2331 nucleotides. NCBI's taxonomy places the organism in Eukaryota, Fungi, Basidiomycota, Agaricomycetes, Polyporales, Cerrenaceae. The record is from the annotation of a GenBank genome assembly.
ACUAUCUCACUGGCUGAUUGUUCGGGCCCUGCACUGGCGACGAAUUGAAUGGAUUACGGGGUGAAUAACAAGUCUUUUGCCAUGAAAGAGUAUCCGGCACAGGGAGUCGUGGACGGUCGGCCGAUGGCAGUUGCGUAAGCGGACAAGCCGGGGGAAUGGAGCACGUUUUACCCGCAUAAGGUUAUCAGAUAAGUACUUGGACAUCAUUUGCUCACGAGCUGAACUUGCUCAAGCACGCCCGCCAUGUUGUCAAGAGUAUCCUCCAGCGUCGCCUGCAAGUCUGCCCUGCGCGCUGCCGCAAAACGAACAGCAGCUAUUGAAGCGCGAAGGUCGUUUGUUCAACCCUCUGGUGCUGACAGAGCAAGUGUCGUCGACUUGCCUUCAACAUAUCAAGAGGAUGGAUUCUUCACACCACGAGCAGAUAUGCUCGGUUUCAAACUUGAGAUGCCUCGCAGAGAGGAUGCUAUUACCGGAAAGGCGCGGCCAAUUUAUCUAGACAUGCAGGCAACAACUCCAGUAGACCCAAGGGUGCUUGAUGCAAUGCUACCAUACUUUACCGACCAGUUCGGUAAUCCGCAUAGUCGGACACAUGCGUACGGCUGGGAGGCAGAGAAGGCGGUCGAGGAUGCACGGCGGGAAGUCGCAAGUCUCAUUGGCGCUGAUUCGAAAGACAUCGUCUUCACCUCUGGCGCAACCGAGUCCAAUAAUAUGGCUAUCAAAGGUGUAGCCCGGUUCCACAAAGAAAAGAAGCGGCAUAUCAUUACCACUCAAACAGAACACAAAUGCGUGCUUGAUUCGUGCCGGAAAUUGCAGGAGGAAGGUUUUGACGUCACAUAUCUUCCCGUCCAACGCAACGGCGUUAUCGACUUGAAAGAACUUGAAGCAGCGAUCCGACCUGAUACAUCGCUGGUUUCAAUAAUGACCGUUAACAACGAGACUGGCGUGAUCCAACCUAUCAAGGAGAUUGGAGCGCUUCUCCGAAAACAUCGCGGAAUCUAUUUCCAUACAGACGCUGCUCAAGCGGCAGGCAAAAUUCCAUUGGACGUGAACGAGAUGAACGUCGACCUCAUGUCACUUUCAGGGCACAAGCUCUAUGGUCCGAAGGGCGUUGGUGCAGCUUAUGUGAGGCGGAGACCUAGGGUUCGAUUAGAGCCCAUUAUCAACGGAGGUGGACAGGAGCGAGGACUUCGGAGUGGAACCCUGCCAACAGCGCUAAUAGUUGGUCUGGGUGAAUCUGCACGGAUCGCAAGGCUAGAGAUGGAGCGAGAUCAUGCUUGGGUAAAAUCCCUCUCAGAUCGUCUCAUCCACAAGAUCAACGCCCAAGUAGAACAUGUUGUGCGGAAUGGUGACCCAUCUGGAUACCCCGGAUGCGUCAACUUAAGCUUUGCAUAUGUCGAGGGGGAGAGUCUUUUGAUGGCACUCAAGGACAUAGCGCUAUCUUCUGGUAGCGCAUGCACCUCGGCGUCUCUCGAGCCAUCAUAUGUUCUUCGCGCCCUUGGUGCGGCGGAAGAUAUGGCACAUUCUUCAUUACGAUUUGGCAUGGGAAGGUUCACGACGGAGGCUGAAAUCGAUUAUGUCGUGGAAAAAAUCGUGGCUACCGUUCAGAAGUUGCGUGAUAUGAGGUACGUUUUCUAUCUUCCCGUUGUGUUUGUAUACAUGGCUCACUUGACAUGCACUUCACAUAGCCCGCUAUGGGAGAUGGUCCAGGAGGGUAUCGACAUCAACACUAUUAACUGGGCACAGCACUAAGGCUCUUCGCGUCUGUGCCUUUCUUCCAUAUUGCGAAUUACUGGUUCAACCAACUAUCUGUCAGCCUGGGUGCAUUGCGGUGCUUUUUUUGCAUCAACCGAGGACGCUGUAGGGCGUCAUACCAUUCUCAGUUAUCAACGUUAUGAAUUUGCAUUUCUUGCAUCUUGCAGCUAUUCUAUGUACUUCUAUUGUGGAUUGUAAUGAACAACGAUACAGCAUUAUUCCGAUUUGUUGGCUCUUCGCUGAACCAGGAGGCGGGCGUAAACUUAAGCUUAAGGCCGAUGACUGGGCGGAACUGCGACAGCUGCUGCUCUAUUCUUUUUUUUGCCACUGCGCCAGGAACUCGGGUUUGAAACAAGUAAACGAAGUAAAACAUCUAACAGACACGGAUUCCAGAAUAUGACAAGCUGGAGGUCAAAACAAAUUUUAGGUUGCGAUCAAGAACAUGUACAGCUACUAUACAGGCAGUGUGAGAGACUACACAACCAUGUCAACUUUACAGCGGGGGGUUAGCCCGGGAAACAAGGGUCUGGAAAUACUCCUGGAACCAGGUACCAGCCUCAGGAGCUGGCUGAUCAGCAU